AUGGUACACAAACGAAAUCAGUCUGCCACUAACUUAAGCUCGAAUUUAAGCAUUCCUGUGCGUAUUACCGAAAGAAUGAAUUUAUAUCGGCAAUUGAAUGUAUCUCGUAGCCCAAACAAUUGCAUAAGCGUUGAUAUUAACAACAGUCUGCUGUCAUCCAACAAUUUUAAAAGCCUUAACUUUUGUCUUAUAAAUACUCGAUCCCUUAAUAACAAAUCCGCUGAGUUUAUAGAUUUCAUAUGUGAUCGUCAACCUGAUAUUGUCGCCUUAACUGAAACCUGGUUCCACGAACAUGAAACUGCUGCUAGAUCUCUUUGCACGCCUACAGGUUACAACCUUUUUGAUCACCCACGACUCGGCCGACAUGGUGGUGGUACUGGAGUACUGUUUAGGAAUAAUCUGACUGUCAACCGAGUAUCUGCUGCAGAACGUCGAUCGUUUGAAUACUCUGAGUGGCAUAUAAAAGCAGGGACCAGACGUAUUCGUUUAAUCGUUGUUUACAGAAUACCAUACUCUGAUAUUCAUCCCAUAUCUACCACAACAUUUUUUGAUGAGUUUUCCAAAUUUCUUGAAUCUGUGGUCCUCUGUACUGACUUACUUCUGAUUACCGGUGACUUUAAUAUCCAUGUUGAUGUGACUGAUGAUGCUGAUGCUGUUAAACUUCAGGAACUACUCGAGAGUACUGGUCUACAGCAACAUGUCAAUGUCCCAACUCAUAUCCAUGGACAUACUUUAGAUCUUAUCAUAACAAGACUUUCCGAAAAUAUCAUUGCUUCUCCACCUCGAAAUGAUCAUUUGUUUUCGGAUCACAUGCCUGUUCAUUGUAAUCUUCUAGUCAACAAGCCUGACCUUAAGAGAAUCAAUAUAUCCUACAGGAAAAUUAAAUCCAUCAAUGUUGAUGCCUUCCGUAACGAUCUCUCUAAUUCAGAUCUCUGUAAAAACAUGCUUUCGAUGGAGCUCAAUGAUCUUGUUGACAGUUACAAUGAUACAUUGUCCUCAACAUUGGAUCGACAUGCACCUGUGAAAUGCAAAACAGUUAUAAAAAGACCGACCGUUCCCUGGUUUACCGAGGAAGUCAAGUUAGCGAAAAGAGCACGAAGAAUACAGUGA
Dendronephthya gigantea is the source of this 1110-nucleotide messenger RNA. RefSeq lists its product as uncharacterized. The coding region runs from base 1 to 1110 and encodes 369 amino acids. NCBI's taxonomy places the organism in Eukaryota, Metazoa, Cnidaria, Anthozoa, Malacalcyonacea, Nephtheidae. The transcript has 2 exons. Gene Ontology annotation, molecular function: catalytic activity. The record is from RefSeq and is a predicted model, not a curated record.